AUGGACUGCCUCAAGGCCGUCCAGGCGUACGUCGACAAGGCCAUCACGUCGACCCCGGGCAUCAAGGUCCUCCUCCUCGACUCGGACACGACCCCGAUCGUCAGCCUCGCGACCACCCAGAGCCACCUCCUCGCCCACGAGGUUUACCUCACCGACCGCGUCGACAACCCGUCUCGGCACGCGUCCACCUCCUCCCUCGCGCCAUCCGCGCCAGGCGCCUACCCGCCCGCACCAGGCGCAGCAGCACGCGGCGUCGAGCGCCUCCCCCACUUGCGCUGCGUGUGCCUCGUCCGGCCGACCGACGACAGCGUCGAGGCGUGCGCGAGGGAGCUCAGCGAGGGCAGGUUCGGCGGCUACUGGCUCUACUUCACCAACGUGUUGACCAAGGCGCAGAUCGAGAAGCUCGCAGAAGCCGACGAGCACGAGCUCGUGCGCGAGGUCCAGGAGUUCUUCGCCGACUUUGCGCCCCUCACGUCGUCGCACUUUUCCCUCAACGUCCUCCCGACCCCGCUGCACCCGUCGCCGACCCAGCGCACCAUGCCCUUGUACGGCGCGAGCCCGGCCACGUUUUCGGCGCACGCACCCGCGCUCGCGCGCCACGUCGAGGGCCUGACGGCGCUGUGCCUCGCGCUCAAGAAGCGGCCAAUCGUGCGGUACGAGCGCAUGAGCGGCAUGGCGCGCCAGCUCGGCGAGGCGCUUGUCGCCGCCAUGAACGGCGCGGGCGCCGGCGGUGCAGGCGGUGCGGGCGGCGCGAGCGACUCGGCGGGCCUGUGGGACUUUCGCAAGACGGCGACAGCACCGUUGUUGCUCGUGCUCGACCGCCGCAACGACCCGGUGACGCCCCUCUUGACGCAGUGGACGUACCAGGCCAUGGUGCACGAGCUGCUCGGCAUCACCAACGGGCGCGUCAGCUUGGAGGGCGCGCCAGAGGUCCGAGACGAGGUCAAGGAGAUUGUCCUGUCGCCCGAGCAGGACGCCUUCUUCGCGCGCAACCUGUACGACAACUUUGGCGACCUCGGCGCGCACCUGAGCAGCUACGUGCAGGACUACAGCACCCGGAGCGCGACGAGCCAGGCGGGCAAGAUCGAGACGGUCGCCGACAUGAAGCGGUUCAUCGACGAGUACCCCGAGUUCCGCAAGCUCGGCUCGAACGUGUCCAAGCACGUCGCGCUCGUCGGCGAGCUGUCGCGCCUCGUCAACGAGCGCGGCCUGCUCCAGGUCAGCGAGCUCGAGCAGAGCCUGGCGAGCAACGAGAGCCAUGGCCCUGACUUGCGGGCCGUCCGCGAGGCCAUCUCGGCGCCCGAGAUCCCGUCCGAGGCCAAGCUCCGUCUCGCCAUCCUGUACGCGCUGCGGUACCAGAAGGCGCCCGGGCAGCAGAUUGCCAGCGUCGUCGAGCUGCUCAAGGCGCAGGGCGUCCAGGAGGCCGAGAUGGUCAACGUCAUGCUCGCGUUCGCCGGCGCCGACCAGCGUCAAGACGACCUGUUCGGCAACGAGAACUUCUUCUCCAAGGGCAAGUCGGCGCUCAAGGGCCUCAAGGGCGUCGAGAACGUCUACACGCAGCACACGCCGCACCUCGCAGAGACGAUCGAGCUGCUCCUCAAGGGCCGGUUGCGCGAGUCGAGCUACCCGUUCGUCGACGGGCAGGGUGUCGGGCCGCAGGGCAUGAGUCGGCCGCAGGACAUCAUCGUCUUCAUUGUCGGCGGCACGACGUUCGAGGAGGCCCGGCACGUCGCCCAGCUCAACGAGCGUUUUGCGGCGGGCCAAGGGCUCGCGGGAGGAGGGCCGCAGAGCAUGGUCCCGCAGGGGACGAGGGUCGUGCUCGGCGGGACGUGCGUGCACAACUCGCGCAGCUUCCUCGAGAUGGUGCGCGACGCCGCGUUCGCGUUCGGCCCGUCGUUCGGCGCCGCACCACCCUCCGUCUCGCUCUCGGCGUCGACCUCAUCCUCCUCCGGCCCCACCGCCAUCCCCCCACCUUCCUCAACCCCUCAAGGUGCCUCCCAACAGGCGCCCGCACCGCGCGACAACUUUGCGCUCAACCUCGGGCCCGUGAGCCUCAACGUCGGCGGGCAGGCGGGCAACGCGAUCGAGCUCGGCGUCGAUGCGGCGAGGGACGGACUGAGGGACGUGUGGGGGAGGGUCAGGGAGAGGGUCGAGGGCGUCAGGCUCGGGUGAGCGGGCGUGGGCGUGGGCGAGGGUGGUUGAGGAGGAGGAUCGAGGAGGAGGGACGAGUUCGAGUCGGUGCGGCGGCGCGCCGCGCGGCCGCAGCUGUUUGUGUUGCUAUGACAGACGCAUGCUCAG
Messenger RNA from Rhodotorula graminis WP1, 2298 nucleotides. RefSeq lists its product as uncharacterized. Gene Ontology annotation, cellular component: Golgi membrane. Gene Ontology annotation, biological process: intracellular protein transport; vesicle-mediated transport. The record is from RefSeq and is a predicted model, not a curated record. The coding region runs from base 1 to 2172 and encodes 723 amino acids. NCBI's taxonomy places the organism in Eukaryota, Fungi, Basidiomycota, Microbotryomycetes, Sporidiobolales, Sporidiobolaceae. The transcript has 11 exons.